AUGAAACAGAAAAAUCAGAAUUGUAAAAGAAAUAAAUAUAUAAGGCAAUUAGAACUGAAAUGUCAUAGAAUACUAACGGCACUUGCCCCAGAAGAGUUAGAUGAAGUUCAAAGUAUAAUCGACGAAGUUUGGGGAUAUGAGUCUAUUGACGAUGCACAGAUUCCGCAAGCUCUGGAAUUGAUGUUGGAGAUUUUGGAAGACUUCACAAAUGAAAAGAGAAAAGUUGAAGCACUAUCGAUCAUUCAUCUACCUACAUAUAUAAAGCCAUCAUCGACACCAUAUAGAUCCAGUAACCGAUUCACGUAUCCAGAAUCUGCCGAGAUAGAAUAUGCUAACGAAACCACUCCCGAAUACUGUAUAGAUCAAGACAAUAUAGCAGCCAAUAUGAAACAAGUUAACGGAGUGUAUAUGCUUGGAUGCUGUUAUAAUAAUGAAAAUGAAGCCACCAAGGGCCACGAAUAUGAAACAUAUGCUAAUAGAGCUGGAAACCUUGAGGCCGGUGACAAAGGUAAUGCAUUUAAAGAAGAUGAAAGCUGGGAACAAGGUUGCGAUGUUUGGAAGGCCCUCAAAACGGAAGCUAAUAGAGAAUCCGAGAGAAGUUGUUUGAACAGUAAGGUCGACGAUGGUAAGGACGAUAAAAAUCAAACAACUGCUACUGAUAAUAAGGGAAAUAAGGUCACCAAAAUUAAUGGGUAUUGUAACGGAAAUGACGGAACGGUUAAGGAGAAAACAAUUAUCGACAUCAAGGAAAAAGCAAGAAAAUUUGUUAGUAAAGUGGAAAGGGUAUUAAACAAAAGCAAAGUUGAAAUGCGAACACUUACAGGACCUCUGGAAGCUAUAUGUGAUACCUGGAAUAAGAAGGUUAAAGAAUUUAGAAAGAUGAUCAGCGAAAAUGAAAAACCAAAGAAGGAAUUAACUUACCAAGAUAACAAAAGAAGAAUUGAGAACGAUAUGGUAAAAGAAUUCACCCAUACUACUGAUCCACCAUCCCGGAAAGUGGAAAAGAAAGCUCCAAGCCCAAAAGAACUAGUAACUGCAGUAAAAGUCUGGACCCUUUUUCAUGAAGCUGGAUAUAUAGAUAGAAGAAAGAAUUUGAGAAGCCAAGACGUUAAUACGAAAAGAAAGAAAGAUUUCGAACCCGUAUUUUCCUAUUGGAUAGGGCCAAGAAUAUUCGACCCUGGCGGAGAAGCAUUAUUAAUUUUACUUAUCCGAUUCUAA
This is a messenger RNA of Racocetra persica, 1218 nucleotides long. Lineage: Eukaryota; Fungi; Glomeromycota; Glomeromycetes; Diversisporales; Gigasporaceae. The record is from the annotation of a GenBank genome assembly.